GGGGCGGGACUUCCGGCGUCCUCUUGUUGGCGGUCAUUUUGGCUUUUCAGGGCUUACGGUGGUUUGGGGAUGCUGCCGUAGACCUGGUUUGGGAGUGAGCUGACGGGGUCAGAGAAGGGUCGAGAGGAGGCGCUGUCCCCACCGCGCAGAUUUGGGUCCACGGCUCGGGGACGCCGCCCAGACUGCCCGCGCCGGGGCCGGGACGGGGACCGCCGGCCCGGGCGCCCGCUCCGCCACAGGGUCCGAUGGCGGCGGCCGCGCGCAGGGACCCGGCUCCGGACAGUGUGACAUUUGAAGAUGUGGCCGUGUCCUUCUCCUGGGAGGAAUGGGGGCUCCUUGAUGAGGCUCAGAGACGCCUGUACCUGAAUGUGAUGCUGGAGAACUUGGCACUUGUGACCGCCCUGGGUUGCUGGCAUGGAGCAGAGGAUGGGAAGGCACCUUCAGAGCAGGCUGCUUCUAUAGGAGUGUCACAGGUCAGGACUCACCAUGCAGGCCCAUAUCCCCAGAAGGCACACCUCUGUGGGAUAUGUUGUCUGGUCUUAAAAGACAUUUUGGGUGUGGCUCUGCAUCAGAGAACACGUCCCCAGUUGAGAUCUUACACAUGUAGGAAACAAGUCUGUUUCACUGCAAACCUUCGCCAGCAUGGGAAGCAGCACAGUGGAGAGAAACUGUUGAAAUGGGCUUCAUUUGUGAAGAGCUGCAGGUCCCAUGUGUCAGGGAAGUCCUUUACCAGUGGGGAGGUUGAUAAGGAUUUCCUCGCUAGUUCAGGCCAGCACCAGCACCAGGCCACUCAUAAUGGGCAGAAACCACACGGUUGCACCGUGUGUGGGGAAGCUGUUCACAGUGGGAAGAGCCGUUGCAGUUGGUGUGAAUGCAGGAAAACCUUUAGCCACAAACACACUCUUGCUCAACACCUGCGUGUCCGCACUGGAGAAAGGCCUUAUGAGUGCAGUGAAUGUGGGAAAUCCUUCACCCGAAGGUUUAACCUCUUUCAGCAUCAGAAAGUCCACACCGGAGAAAGGCCCUAUAAUUGCAAUGAAUGUGGGAAAUUCUUCACCCACAUCUCCAGUUUCAUUCAACACCAGAGAAUUCACACUGGGGCAAAACCUUAUAAAUGCAGCAGAUGUGGGAAAUUAUUUGGCCAGAGCUCCAGCCUUAUUGUACACAAGAGAGUUCACACUGGAGAAAAGCCUUAUGAGUGCAGUGAAUGUGGGAAAUCCUUUAGCCAAAGUUCCAGUCUCAUUAAACAUCAGAGAGUUCACACUGGAGUGAGGCCUUACGAGUGCAGUGAAUGUGGGAAAUGUUUUGGUGACACCUCCAGCCUCAUUAAACACCGUAGAGUUCACACUGGAGAGAAACCUUAUGAGUGCAGGGAAUGUGGGAAAUUUUUUAGCCAAAGUUCUGGCCUCAUUCAACACCAGAGAGUUCACAGUGGACAAAGACCUUAUGAGUGUAAGAUAUGUGGGAAAUCCUUUACCCGAAACUCUGACCUCAUUCAACACAAAAGGGUUCACACUGGAGAGAGGCCUCAUGAGUGCAGGGAAUGUGGAGAAUUCUUCAGUGACACCCAGUUUGCUCAACACCAAAAAAUUCACAUCAGAAAAAGGUCUCAUGAGUGCAACAAAUGUGCAAAAGCUUUCAGCCGAAGGUCUAACCUCAUUAGACACCAGAAAGUUUACCACCACACAGAAAGGCCAUAUAUGUGCAGCAAAUGUGGGAAAGCCUUCAGUCAGUGGUCUGCUGUGAUUCAGCACCAGAAAGUUCACAAUGCAGAUCGGCUUUAUGAGUGCAGUGAAUGUGGGAAAGCCUUUAGCCGAAGGUGUAACCUCAUCCGACACAAAAAAGUCCACACUGGAGAGAGACCUCAUGAGUGCAGUGAAUGUGGGAAAGCCUUCAGCCGGAAGUCUCACCUCAUUGGGCACCAGAAAGUUCACACAGCAAAGCCAUAGCCAUGCAAGGAGCAGGCUUUCUACAUGUUUGAUACAAUGACAUUGGAGGAGAGCCUUUGUGAGGGAGACGUCUUCCUGAAGUUGAACUCAUACAUCUGAAUAUACACCACAGGGAAGAUUCCCUGUAAGUUCCAGGUACGUGGGAAGCUUCUAGGAACCAUAUUGUGCUUCCUAACCGGCUUGGGGUCCUUGCUGAAAUUGUGUGACUGCCAGUUUUCGUAGUAUAAGUCAGCGCUACUGCCUAGAAAGGCCCCCAUGGUAUGCAUCAGUUAUCCCACUGUUUAGGGAAGUAGAUCUCUGUGUUCUGUCUGGAGAAAAGAAUGAGCAACCUGAGCCUUUAGAGUAACAUCAUUCCCUUUUCUCUGAUUAAUGUGUAUACCUGACCCAGUUUUCUCCCAAAAGACCUUAUCUGGGUUCUACUGGUGGCUUGCAGAGAAGAUUUGUCUUCAGGGACACUGGUUUCAUAUGACACUUGUGAUGGAUUUUUCCAGUCUCCAUGUCACCAACCCAUAAACUGCCUGCCUGACCUUGCUAUGACUUGUGCAAUAAUAAAGGCCUUAUUGUUUAAGCCACCUUUAAUCUUGGGGGUUGUAUUCACUAACUGGUUGCUUUGAAAACAUCAUGAAGGGGUAAAUGGCUUGUGUGACAGUUCCCAACUUUGGUGUGCCUCCAAGGGCAACAGGCUUUGUACAACUAAUAUGCAGCCUGGAAGCCAAGAUUUUUUUGUGGGCCCAAAGGUCACAUUGAGGAGCGGGCACUUGUGACCAUCCCCAGUGUUUCUGGGAUUGGUUCCUUUGUUUAUAGUGCGUAUCAUGUAAUGACCACACAGCUAAGGGGACUUUCUUCCCCAGGUCCUUCAGAAGAGUCACGUGCCCUGAUGCCCAGAAUUUGGUAGGGUAGUGUCACUGGUUUUAACACUAAAGGACUCAUAGUUGGUGGGAAUCAUAAUUCCCGGGGGGCGGAAAUCAUAAUUGGUGAGAAACAUUGGGUUGAUAGGGAAUGCUGGAGCCUGCAAUAAAGUAGAUGGAACAUCCCUCUUCUGAAAGUGCACCCACAGCUAUUUCAGUGUCUCUGGCUGUGUUGAGUGAGUAUGUACCUCCUGGCCUGUGUAUCUUGAAUAGCUGAGGUCAUUGGCAGAGAGAAAUUAAGGUUUUGUGGAUUCCUGUUGCUUUCUGGGCUGUUGACCUUAAGACUGCACAUGCAGGAAAACAAGGAUAUAGAGAAGGGAGAUCUCUUAGUCCAGCGGUAUGGCCUUUGUGACUAAGGUGGAAACAUCCUCCAUUGUUCACCAAUAUUUGCUAUCACUGAGGUAAGGCAUCCCUCCCAAAACAUUAGGAGAGAGGUGAUAGAGAUAAUAGAGGGUUGCCAGAUUUGAUUUUUUUUUUAUAAGGAGUGGGAGAGAUUCUUUUAUUUUGAACCAUUGCUUAAAGCUUUAAGUUAUAAUGACGUACAGUAAACUGCACAUAUUUAAAGUGUAUAGUUUGAUAAGAUUUGACAGUAUAAUCCACAAAAUCGUCAUAAUUGUGAUAAUGAGCAUAUAAGUCCCCCACAUAUUUACCUCAUAAUUUUUAUUAAUCUCUCUCCCUGCCCUCUCUGGCUGUCUGGACAAACUUGGAUUUACUUUCCUUUACAGUAGACUACAUUUUCUAGAAUUUUAUAUGAUUGGAAUCAUAAAGCAUUUAUUUUUUUCUGGUUUCAUAUAUACUGCAUAAUUACCUUGAGAUUUUAAAGAUUUUAUUUUUUUGAGAGAGAGAGAAUGAGAGAGAGCACAUGAGAGGGGGGAGGGUCAGAGGGAGAAGCAGACUCCCUGCCGAGCAGGGAGCCCGAUGCGGGACUCGAUCCCGGGACUCCAGGAUCAUGACCUGAGCCGAAGGCAGUCGCUUAACCAACUGAGCCACCCAGGUGCCCAUACCUUGAGAUUUUAAAAAGUUCAUUCCUUUCAUUGCUGAGUCGUAUUCUGUUAUAUGGAUAUACCACUAUUUAUAUGGAUAUACCACUAUUUGUUUUUCCAUAUAUCUGUUCCUUGGCAUCUGGGUUUGCAGGUUUUGAUGAUUACAAAUAAAACUUCUGUGAAGAUUCACAUAUAAAUCUUUAUACGGAUACAUGUUUCAUUUUUCUUGUGUUAAUACGUCUGAGUGCAAUGCUUGAAUCAUAGGGUAGGUGAAUGUUUAACUUUUUAAGAAAUUACCAAACUGAUCUGAAAUGGUUAUUUUUUAUAUUUCCUACCAGUGGUAUAUGAGAGUUUCACUACCUUCCUGGUUCCUGUGAGACAUUGGAAUUUCCACUUAACUCCUCCCUCAUAGGGUCCAUCUGCAAGGAUAUAAAACCACUCACAGCCAGGCUUGAAUAGCUCUUCAGCAACUGAGUCCCACUGCACAUGUUGCCUGUAAUCUGGUCCCUUUGGUUUGGUGGUGUCCUAUGUGACAGGCAUAGCAGGAGGUGACAGAAUGUUUGCUGACUUUCUUGUGCUAUCUGUGUAAGGAAUAAUCUUUCUCAGUCCAUUUGGGCUUGUGGUUUCCUUACCAGCCAUACCUAUGGCAGAUUGGCAAGCAAAACCUAGCAGCUGCUGCUGCAUAAAGUUUGCUUGGCUGCUUGACACCACACCUUUCAUUACCAUGACUUUCUGGUUUCUUCAUAUCUAGUAAAGAAGUCACCUUUUGGCUUUCUCUUUCAAAGUUACCUGUAAGCAAAACCAUUGUAAAAGGGGCUAUGUAUAACACUGGAGAAACAUCUUUUGUAACAGACUAAUAUAUCUAUUAAAUAAAGUGUAAUAGUUAUUUUCAAAGUGAGGACGUUAGUAAUAUAGUACAAUAUAAAAGUUGUGAUAAUGUGGAAAUAUUGGACAUUGAAUACAGUGGUUUCAUAAAGUACACAAUAAGGAGAAAUAAAUUUCUAUACAACUAAAAUUAAAAAUAUCAGGGGCUCCUGGCUGGCUGUCAGUAGAGCAUGCAGCUCUUGAUCUCUGGGUCAUGAGUUCAAGCCCCACGUUGGGUAUAGAGCUUACUUAAAAAAAAAAAAAAGAUUUCUCUCAGAUGGAGAAAAUCUUAAAGCAGUCAGAAAGGGGUAAAGCCAAUGGAAAUUUUAAAGGAAAGCUAAAAAUCUAAAACAUUAAAGAAGAAGCAGACAUAUAUCUAGAUAAUACAAUGCAAAGAAGGAAAAAUUACAGAGGGGGCAUGUUUAGAACAGGGAAACACGUGCUGCCUAGACCCAUUGUAAUAAGGAACAUCAAGGACAGGAGAAAGUUAUACACAUGUACAGUGAGAGAGAGGAACCAAGGUCAGCUUGAGCCCAUUCCUUUUCACAAUUCGUGAGUACAAGUGUACCAUGAAAUAAAAGCUUUUAUUUGUAUAUGUGCUGCCGAAGCGAGCACUGAAAUAAAAGCUUUUAAAGUAUUGAAGUAAGGGUACCUGGGUGGCUCAGUUGGUUAAGCGACUGCCUUCGGCUCAGGUCAUGAUCCUGGAGUCCCUGGAUCGAGUCCCGCCUCAGGCUCCCUGUUCGGCGGGGAGUCUGCUUCUCCCUCUGACCCUCCCUCUCAUGCUCUCUGUCUCUCAUUCUCUCUGUCAAAUAAAUAAAUAAAAUCUUUUAAAAAAAAGUAUUGAAGUAAAAAUUAUGUAUACCAAGAAUAUCCUCAGCCAGCCAACAGACACAUGAAAAGAUGCUCAACAUCACUAAUCAUCAGAGAAAUGUGAAUCAAAACCACAAUGAGUAUCACCUCACACCUGUCAUAAUGGUUAAAAUAAAAAACACGGAAAGAAAGUAUUGGCAAGGAUGUGGAGGAAAAGGGAACCGUUAUGCCCUGUUGGUGAGAAUGCAAACUGGUUCAGCCAUUGUGGAAAACAGUUUGAAGAUUCCUCAAAAAAUUAAAAAUAGAAUUACCAUAUGAUCCAGUAAUUCCACUACUGAAUAUUUACCCAAAGAAUACAAAAACAGUAAUUUGAAAAGAUACAUGCACCCUGUUUAUUGUGGCAUUAUUUACAAUAGCUAAGAUACGGAAACAACCCAAGUGUCUAGAUGAAUGGAUAAAGAUGUGUGUGUGUGUGUGUAUGAAAAUGUACACAUACUGGAAUAUUACUCAGCCAUAAAAAAGAAUGAAUUCGUCCCAUUUGCAACAGCAUGGAUGUAUCUAGAGGGUAUAAUGUUAGGUGAAAUAAGUCAGAGAAAGACAAAUAUGAUUUCACUCACGUGGAAUUUAAGAAACAAAAAAAGACAGACGUUUAAGUAUAGAGAACAGACUGGUGGUUACCAGAGGGGAGGUGGGUGAGGGAUGGGUGAAAUAGGUGAUGGGGAUUAAGAGUACAGUUGUGAGCACUGAGUAAUGUGUAGAAUUGUUGAAUCACUAUAUUGUACACCUGAAACUAUUAUAACACUGUACCUUAAUUAUACUGGAAUUAAAAUAAAUUAAUUGAAAAUUUUUUUAAUUUAAAAAGGAAAGAAUGGGCUAAGUAGUAAAUAAGCAGAAAUUUUUAAAAAAUACAUCCUCAACCAAUAUGCCGUUUGAAAGAAAAAGCAAUAGAAAUAUUUGUGGGCAUAUUAAACCUUGGAAUUUAUUUUUCCAAACUGGGAAUUUACCACAAUGACUGUCUUAA
Molecule: messenger RNA, 6535 nt
Organism: Mirounga angustirostris (Northern elephant seal)
Lineage: Eukaryota; Metazoa; Chordata; Mammalia; Carnivora; Phocidae
Product: zinc finger protein 551-like
Exons: 3
Coding region: 246-1949 (567 amino acids)
Biological process (GO): regulation of transcription by RNA polymerase II
Cellular component (GO): nucleoplasm
Molecular function (GO): DNA-binding transcription repressor activity, RNA polymerase II-specific; RNA polymerase II cis-regulatory region sequence-specific DNA binding
Source: RefSeq, a predicted model, not a curated record